Molecule: messenger RNA, 685 nt
Organism: Vicugna pacos (alpaca)
Lineage: Eukaryota; Metazoa; Chordata; Mammalia; Artiodactyla; Camelidae
Gene: MAGOH
Product: mago homolog, exon junction complex subunit
Biological process (GO): RNA splicing
Cellular component (GO): exon-exon junction complex; nucleus; catalytic step 2 spliceosome
Source: RefSeq, a predicted model, not a curated record
UUCCGCGCGCCGCCGUAAACGUCAGUAUCGGGCGCGUACGGCGGUGGUGUGGUUUGCUGUUAAAGUUGCCUUUCGCGAGCCAUGGAGAGUGACUUCUAUCUACGUUACUACGUGGGUCACAAGGGCAAGUUCGGCCACGAAUUCCUGGAGUUUGAGUUCCGACCCGACGGGAAAUUGAGAUAUGCCAACAACAGCAAUUAUAAAAAUGAUGUCAUGAUCAGAAAAGAGGCUUAUGUACAUAAAAGCGUGAUGGAGGAACUGAAGAGAAUAAUUGAUGACAGUGAAAUUACCAAAGAGGAUGAUGCUCUGUGGCCUCCUCCUGACCGAGUAGGCCGGCAGGAGCUUGAAAUCGUCAUUGGAGAUGAACACAUUUCUUUCACAACAUCAAAAAUUGGUUCCCUUAUUGAUGUCAAUCAAUCCAAGGAUCCAGAAGGCUUACGAGUAUUUUAUUAUCUUGUCCAGGACCUGAAGUGUUUGGUCUUCAGUCUUAUUGGAUUACACUUCAAGAUUAAGCCAAUCUAAAUUGAAUAUUGGUGUGUGGACACAAGGGGGAGGUGGGAGUAGCUGCUUUUAAUUACCAUUAUGAGAACAUUUUUGUGUAUAUCAGGGCAAUUUUUUAAUGAACUAUAAGUGAAUGUCUUUAAUAAAAACAUAACAAAAGCAGUUUUUAUUGUAUUUAAAGACC